GCCAUUAAUGUUCGUUUCAAAUGGUUAACAAUUAUUAUUAUUCAACUUCUUGUACCGUGUCAACAAUUAUCACCUAAACGGCAAAAUUUUACGAUAAUAUGAUAAUAUAAUUAAGUUGUGUUCGAUUCAUAUUUUUUUAGUUUUUAUUGGAAAUAUUCGAAAUUUUUAAUUUGUUUUUUUGUGUAUUUGGUUGAACAAAAAUUUGUUUGUGAACAACUAUAAGCGUGGAUAUACCUAAGGAUAAAAAACGUAUGUACGUGUCCGAUUACAAUACGCAAUCAAAUAUAGUAUUAUGCAAUGGGCGGUAACACUGAUCGAAUUUAUGAUUUAGAUGCAAUUCUUUUAGAACUUGGAAAUUUUGGUCCGUUUCAAAUAAAAAAUUAUUUUUUAUUAACAAUACCAAUAUUUGCAUCCGCCUUAUAUACCAUUAGUUUUGUUUUUACGGCAGCCAAUCCACAGUACAGAUGCUAUAUACCAGAAUGUGAAAAUUUAACAGAUACAACAUACAACACAGAUUGGUUAAAAAAUGCGAUACCAUUUAAAAAUGAUGAACCAAAACAAUGCUCUCGAUACGAAAAUGUACAUACAAAUGAUUCAAUUGCCUUUUAUAAAGUUGGCGAAGAAAUUUGUCCUGCAUCUUGGUUUGAGCACAAGGAAUAUAAAUGUAAGGAUGGUUACGUAUUUAACACGAAGCAUACAUCGAUAGCUAAUGAUUUUGAUAUAUUAUGCAAGGAUCAAUGGAAACUUACAUUACCUGGAACAAUUCACAAUGUGGGGCAAUUUAUUUCUAUGCCGCUAACUGGUGUUGUCUCUGAUAAAUUUGGUAGAAAAUUUGCAUUGAGUGUUGGAUUACUAGCAAGUGCAAUAUUUGGUCUGGCCCGUUCAUUUUCACCAAAUUAUAUUUGGUAUAUUACUACUGAAUUUUUGGAUGCGGCAAUUGGUUCGGCUGCAUAUGCCUCAGCUUUUAUUUUAGGGACUGAGUUUGUAAAUCCUUCAAAACGUGUAUUGAUUGCAACAAUUAUUUGUUCUGCGUACGCAAUCGGAGAAGCAUUUGUUGGGAUGGUAGCUUUGAAUGUUCUAUCAUGGAGACGUUUGCUUCAAUAUUUAUAUGGACCUGGAUUAAUAUUAAUCGUUUAUUAUUGGAUCGCUCCUGAAUCCGUACGAUGGUUAAUAUCGAAGGGUCGCCAUCAAGAAGUGGAAAAGAUUAUUAAAAGUGCUGCAAAAGAAAAUGGUGUAACAUUAUCAGAUAAAGCAUUGUCUGCUAUGGAAGCAAAUGCUGGAGUAUCCUCGGAAUCAUUAAUUAGUAAUCAUACGGAAUAUAAAUUAAAGGAUGUAUUAAAGAAUAUACCAAUGUUGUUUCGUGUAAUAAACUGUUCGAUUUGUUGGAUCACAUGUGUAUUUGUAUAUUAUGGUUUAUCAUUAAAUUCUGUUGAAAUUGCUGGCAAUAUUUAUUUAAAUUUUAUAGCUGUAUCAUUAGUAGAAAUUCCUGGAUAUUUGGCAAGUUAUCUAUGUUUAGAUAGAUUUGGACGUAAAAAAUCACUCUGCUCUUCAUUUUUCCUAGCUGGAAUAUCUUGUAUAUCGUUUAUAUUUGUCAGUAAAGAUAUGCUAACAAUAAAAUUGAUAUUAUUUUUAUUUGGUAAAUGUGCCAUAACAAUGUCGUUCGCCGUAAUUUAUGUAUAUACUGCAGAAUUAUUCCCAACACCUUUACGACAAACUUUAUUAGGAUUAUGUUCAAUGUUCGGACGAAUUGGAUCAAUGAUUGCCCCACAAAUGCCCUUAUUGGCAAAAUUAUGGGAACCACUUCCAGUAUUUUCAUUUGGUGUCAUGUCGUGUAUAUCUGCCCUAUUAGUAUUAUUUUUCCCAGAGACUUUAAAUAUUAAAUUACCUGAUACAAUUGAAGAAGCUGUAAAUAUUGGGAAAAAAGUUUGAUAUUUUAAUUAUAAUUGUUUUAAAUUAUUUUAUUUUGUAAAAUAUUAUAUAUUUUGUAAAAUUGUUACUAUUAAAUUUAAUACAAAUUUUAUUUA
Chrysoperla carnea is the source of this 2024-nucleotide messenger RNA. RefSeq names its product solute carrier family 22 member 5-like. NCBI's taxonomy places the organism in Eukaryota, Metazoa, Arthropoda, Insecta, Neuroptera, Chrysopidae. Gene Ontology annotation, cellular component: membrane. The record is from RefSeq and is a predicted model, not a curated record. Gene Ontology annotation, molecular function: transmembrane transporter activity. The coding region runs from base 298 to 1929 and encodes 543 amino acids. Gene Ontology annotation, biological process: transmembrane transport. The transcript has 9 exons.